This is a messenger RNA of Haemonchus placei, 630 nucleotides long. The record is from the annotation of a GenBank genome assembly. NCBI's taxonomy places the organism in Eukaryota, Metazoa, Nematoda, Chromadorea, Rhabditida, Trichostrongylidae.
AUGAUCUCCGUACGAUCAAUCGUGUUGGCCGUGCUGUUCGUCGCAUUUUUGAUUUGUGCAGUUGACGCAAAGUAUUUGCUGCCAUACGAUCACGAAUACUAUCAGGGAGAUUAUCGCCCGGAAUCAUUUGGCGACUUCGUUGCUGCACAUAAGCGUGUGCCGUCAGCUGGCGAUAUGAUGGUGCGAUUCGGUAAAAGUGUCCCGUUUCCGGGUAAUUACGGUAGCGUAGCUGAUCCAACCGUUACUGCUGCUCAGCCAUGCACUGUUCCACUUUAUUAUCAAGACUCCGUCUACGCCAAGUCGUCUGCAUCGUCAUGUAGCAAGUCGGAGUCUGAUGUCUCUUCAGAUGAGGCUUACAAGAGAAAACGCGAAAAACGUGAUCGGAACAACGAAGCCGCCCGAACGUCACGUUUGCGAAGGAAAGCUCGCGAAAGUCAGAUGCAGAAAGAAGCCGAGGAGCUACAGCAAGAGAACGAUGCACUGAAGGGGGAAGUCGGCGAGUUGAAGAAGGUACUGUACAGCCUGCAAGAUGAAGUGAGGAAUCGAUUGAACGUCGUCGACAUUGAAAAUUCGGAGAAUGUCGUACAGUUCCAGAAUAUCGGCUACUCGUUUCACAACGAGAACCUUUAA